Messenger RNA from Cynocephalus volans (Philippine flying lemur), 4497 nucleotides. RefSeq names its product zinc finger protein 565 (gene ZNF565). Gene Ontology annotation, biological process: regulation of transcription by RNA polymerase II. Gene Ontology annotation, molecular function: DNA-binding transcription factor activity, RNA polymerase II-specific; RNA polymerase II cis-regulatory region sequence-specific DNA binding. Gene Ontology annotation, cellular component: nucleus. The transcript has 7 exons. The record is from RefSeq and is a predicted model, not a curated record. Lineage: Eukaryota; Metazoa; Chordata; Mammalia; Dermoptera; Cynocephalidae. Bases 596 to 2095 code for a protein of 499 amino acids.
AGCAACUUCGCUGUCCUGGCCUUGAACUACAUUUCCCUUAAGGCUUUGCUGGUCGACUCUGUCUGUCUCUGUCUCUCUGUAUCUGUCUCCCUCACGCUGAACUUGGCUUUCUCCUCCUCUGAUUACAGGGCUGUUCUGAGUAGACCUUCCUUGGAGUCACAUGAGCUCGAGCCUGCUGGGAGGUCUGACAGCCUUUUAAGCCUCCCGAGUGCGUGUCAAAACGAGCCGAGCGCAGACUCAGAGGUAAGAAGACGCCAUCUUGUCCGUGGCUGGUGUGGCUGUGGACUACGUGUCCCAGAGUCCCCAGCGACCCGACGUUACAUCUCUCAACGUAGUGUAGAGAUCUUUAGCUCCGCAAGGACCCGGACGCGACCAGGGGAGGCAGAAGUGUCCCUUAAUGUUCUUCUGGAGUAGGAUCCAAUCCAGGAUUACAUGUUGCAGUUAGUUGAAAGUUACUUCUGUAAAUGCUUUUUGGAACAAGAAGGACAUCUCUGAACUUUGGAGAGAGGGUUGACAAGAAGCCAGUGCACAGGACUCUGCACUUGUCCAAGAGAAGAAUCAAGAAAUCAGAGCAGGUCAGGUAGUUAUAAAAGCCAUGGCCCAGAGAUUGCUGACAUUCAGGGAUGUGGCCAUAGAGUUCUCUCAGGAAGAAUGGAAGUGCCUGGAACCUGCCCAGAGGGACUUGUACAGGGAUGUGACUUUAGAGAACUUUGGUAACUUGGUCUCAGUAGGGCUUUCCAUUUCUAAGCCUGAUGUCAUUUCCUUAUUGGAGCAAGGAAAAGAGCCCUGGAUGAUUGCAAAUGAUAUGACAGGACCGUGGUGCCCAGACUUGGAAUCCAGGUGUGAGAAAUUUCUACAAAAAAAUUUCUUUGAAAUAGAGUCAUUCAAUUGGGAGAUAAUGGAAAGCCUUAAAUGCUGUGAUCUUGAGGGCUCCAAUUUUAGAGAUGACUGGGAAUGCAGAGGACAGUUUGAGAGACAAGUAAAUCAGGAGUGCUGUUUUAAGCAAGUGAAAAUCCCUUAUGAAAAUAUGCCUAUUUUUGAGCGUCAUACAUCUCUCACUCUACAUCAGAGCAUUGAGACUAGUGAGAAACUGAUUGAAUGUAAUGAAUGUGGGAAAGCAUUUAGCCGUGGCUCACACCUUAUUCAACAUCAGAAAAUUCAUACUGGUGAAAAACCCUUUGAAUGUAAGGAAUGUGGGAAGGCCUUUAGUCGUGCCUCACACCUUGUUCAACAUCAGAGAAUUCAUACAGGUGAGAGACCUUAUGACUGUAAGGAAUGUGGGAAGGCCUUUGGUCGUACUUCGGAACUUAUUCUGCAUCAAAGACUUCAUACUGGUAUCAAACCCUAUGAAUGUAAAGAAUGUGGAAAGACCUUUAGGCAACAUUCACAACUUAUUCUGCAUCAAAGAACUCAUACAGGUGAGAAACCCUAUGUAUGUAAAGACUGUGGGAAGGCUUUUAUUCGCGGCUCACAACUUACUGUUCAUCGGAGAAUUCAUACGGGUGCUAGACCCUAUCAGUGUAAAGAAUGUGGGAAAGCUUUUAGACAGCAUUCACAACUUACUGUGCAUCAGCGAAUUCAUACAGGUGAGAAACCCUAUGAAUGUAAAGAAUGUGGAAAGGGCUUUAUUCAUAGCUCAGAAGUUACUCGACAUCAAAGAAUUCAUUCUGGGGAGAAACCCUAUGAAUGUAAGGAAUGCGGGAAGGCCUUUAGACAGCAUGCACAGCUCACUCGACAUCAGAGAGUUCAUACUGGUGACAGACCCUAUGAAUGUAAGGACUGUGGGAAGGCCUUUAGUCGUAGUUCAUACCUUAUUCAGCAUCAAAGAAUUCAUACAGGAGACAAACCCUACGAAUGUAAGGAAUGUGGAAAAGCCUUUAUUCGUGUGUCACAACUGACUCAUCAUCAGCGAAUUCAUACUUGUGAGAAGCCCUAUGAAUGCAGGGAGUGUGGAAUGGCCUUUAUUCGUAGUUCACAACUUACUGAACAUCAGAGAAUUCAUCCUGGUAUCAAACCUUAUGAAUGUAGAGAAUGUGGGCAGGCCUUUAUUCUUGGCUCACAGCUCAUUGAACACUACAGAAUUCAUACUGGUUAGGAAGCAUCAGUAUUAGGGAUAUAGAAAAGCCUUUAUGUGGAGUUCACACCUGGUUCGAUAUUAGAUCGUAUUUAAUGUAAUUAAUAUUAGAAAACCUUCAUUUGUCACUUCCAUUAUGGAACAUCAGAGAACUCAUACCAGAAGAAAAUUCAAUAAAUGUGGGAAUUCUUGCCUCACUCACUGUUCACUAUGCAUCAGAGAACCUGUGCUAAAAAAAAAUUAAUGUGAAUGUAGAAAAGCCUUUGGUUACCACUCAAAAUGUGUUAAAUAUCUGAGAAUUCCAAAUAAAAAGUGACCCUAUUAUUUUGUGAAUGUGCCUUUCACCAUGGUGUAUAUCUUAUUUAAUGUCCCACUUCCACCGAUUACUGACUGUAUACCACCACUGGGCACAUUAUGCAGUCUCUCUCCCUCACUUUACUUAUUUUUAAGUGGUGACAAAUUAUACCUGCCUAAUACAGUUUUUGUGAGGACUAAAUCUGAUACUUUAUAUAAAGCCUUGAAAGGGCUAUCUGGCACAUACAUGUGCUCAGUAAAUAUUAGCUAUUGUCAUUAAUUUUAUCAUCAGUAUCACUGAUAAGGAGUUAUGCGAGAGGAGGGCCUUAUGAAUGUGUCAAGUAUCAAAAACUCCAUAACCACUUGUUAUGAUAAUUUUGUUUUGAAAAGCAGUAGUAAAGCAUAAUUAUUAGGAAAUCUUUAUUCAAGAGGUUAGAAAUUUGGAAGAUGAGAAAUUAACAGAAGAGUAACCAAAAGAAAUCUGCCCAUUUCAAAGUCUAAAACCACAUCCGAGUAUAACUUAGUUUAAAGAGAAAUAAUUAAAAUUACAAACCAGAAAUGAAUGACAGUAAAUUCUACUUAUCACAACCAGUUCAGUGUAGCUAAAGCUGUAUUCCUGUUAGAAGCUAGGAUUUGAAUGUAGGGACUUUGUUCUCCAAAUGUAGCUCUCCAGUACCUUGUCAUUGCCAGUCACAUACUAAAUACAUUGAAUAGUGAAUGAAUACUCAACUCUAAAAGUUAGGAAAAAAUUACAACAUAAACUCAAGUCAGCAGUAAGAAUUAUUAUUAAAAAUAAAAGAAAAAAGUAAAAUAGAAAACAAAACAGUAGACUUUGAAGGUGGUUUAAUUAACAAUACAAUAGACUAUUUACAAGUGUGAUCUAGAAAAAAAAAAUUAUGAAUAAGGAAGGUGUUAAAAGAUUUUUUUAAAUAGCCUACUAUGCAUGAUGUUAUUCUAAUAUAUUUGAAACUCUAGAGAGAAUGGAUUUUUACAAAAAUAUCAAAAUUGGUUCAAGAAGAUGUGGAAGCCUGAAUAAAUCAGUGAUUAAAGAAAGAUGUAAAAAGUCAUCAAAGGUCUUUCCCUUUAAGAAAACAUUUUAACCUACAAAGACUGUAAAGAACAGAUAAUCCCUAAGGGAAGCUUACCAGUUCAUUUUCAAGACUAAAUGAAAUUCUGAUUAAAAACAAACGAUACAAGAAUACCUCCCCAAAAAACUAAUUGUAAAUCAUUGCCAUUUAUGAAGACAAAUGUAAAUGUAAUUCCUGCUUAUUUAUUCCAAUAUCUAUUGAAAUUAAGAAGUGAAUUUUAAAUGGAAUGUCUGGAAUUUCACCUAUUCUGGAUUAAUUAUGUUUUCAGAAUUUUGAUAUUGUAUCUCCAGGAGAUCACAGUGAUGAAGAAAUGAGCAUUUUUUGAUCCAACCCCAGUGACAUCUGGAUCAGAGUUUGUGAAUAAAUCUUAGGAAUCUCAAGAGAUUAUACCCACUAGCCCUUGGCAUAGCCAGGCAGUGUCUGGGGCCAGGCACUAGUUGCCCUUUGAUGCCAGCCAUCUUAUCAGUCAUCGUGAGUGUUUGGUAGAAACACCUGCAUUUUCUGCACGUGCCAUUGCCUACAAAGGAUUAGAAAGCAGUGUUCUGUAGUAAUUUUUCUUUAAGUGGUUUAAUGAUUAAUAUGUGCCAUUGGAGGGGCUCAAAGCUAUGACAUUAAAAAUUGCCACUUUGAAUAGUUAAAGCACAUGCACAGUAUAAAAAUUUUAUUUUAUUUUACUUAUUUAUUUUUUUAAAAGAUGACCAGUAAAGGGAUCUUAACCCUUGACUUGGUGUUGUCAGCACCACGCUCACCCAAGUGAGCCAACGGGCUGGCCCUUGCACAGGAUAAAAAUUUUAAAGUUACGCUGUUACACAGAUGUGAGUGAAUCUUCACAUUAUCUCUGCCCCUUUCCCACCCAGCUACCCUUUAUGGAACAGUGAUAUCAAGUUCUUGUAUAUACUUCCUGAUUUUUAAUUUGCAUAAGCAUAGACAUACACAUAAAGAUUUUUGCACAAAUGGUAGCAAAUUUCUGUACAUGGCUAUUUUCAUUUUUCCGUACAUUUUGAAGAUCAUACCAUAUCUGUACAUGAAUAGCUGUCUCAU